Messenger RNA from Pocillopora verrucosa, 3930 nucleotides. RefSeq lists its product as uncharacterized. The record is from RefSeq and is a predicted model, not a curated record. NCBI's taxonomy places the organism in Eukaryota, Metazoa, Cnidaria, Anthozoa, Scleractinia, Pocilloporidae.
ACCUGUCGUGUCACCAACAAGCUGAUUUGAAUUUGCAUGAUCGUUGAUGUUGAAAGAAAUCAAGUUGUACUGAUCGAUGGUGCUUUCGAAAGGUGCACUAACCUUCCUUCAGAAAUACGGCUCAAAGAAAGAUGCUUGGUGGUCGCCAGAUGAUAACUACCUGAAAUGGUGUCUUCCCGCUGUAAGAAGCGCCUCAUAGCUCUAACGUUCUGCGCUGCAAUUUCGCUGUUGUUGCUUUACAAGGUCCAACUGGAGCGAACCGAGUCUGUGACUCUUCUUAAGCGAACGAAGGAUUUUUCUGGUGUCAUUCCUGAUAGAGACAAAUCUUUCACCACGAGGGAAACACACGAAGACAAAAGAAAAGACAAAACAGGAGACGAUGACUUGUUUGGUGACGACGAUAAUGACUCGGAUCAGGAGCUUAAAACAAUUCCAUUUGAAGCUGUAACCGACCCUCCGCGAAAGAUCCACAGGGGACUGGAAGCAAAUGAUGAAGUUGAGGACACAUUAGACUGGCUAAAUGAACAUGGGGUUAAUCGCCCAUCCGACACCACCGAAGAGGAGGUACCGCUGGAAAAGCAGGUUCCUGAUCCUGACUUGUUACCGACUACAACCAAGCCACUUACAAGAAGCAAAAAUGGCAGCACGUCUACUGUAAGUAACCUUGUCAAAUCGAGAACAUCUGAAACUGAGACAAACAAAAGUCAUUCCUCUCCUUUGUUCACGUUACCGAGGUCAACCCAAUCACUGAAACCAGAGAUAGUUAAAACUCGAAGCGAACAUCGGAACUCGUCUACAAAGGUUGACGAUGAGGAAUUAGCGACCACAAGUAAUUCGGCAAAUCAAUCCUCGGAUAUUACUACAACACCGAGGUCAACACAACCUUCAAAAUCUGAACGCGACGAGAAUCUUGAAACUGAGUUGAACUCUACGUUAGUAAGCGUUUUGUUUACUAAUGCUACCUCAGGAACGCAGCAAGACCACUCUAGCCUUCCUUCCACUCCAUAUACAACACCAAGCUCCACAGGCGCACCAACACCUGUAUACACCCCAACUCCGGAUCUGAAUUCUUGUAAACUGCCAGAACUUGACCCAUGGGACCUCUCCAUUAGACAUCUGUUGAGAGAUGUCGGUAACGACCCCGUUUGUGGAAAUGGAUACCCUGUAUCUGCAUUUGACAUCGUUGGUAACAGACUGGUCCUCUCGGGGGAGGUGGAUGGUAGUUCCAUCGAUUUCAGUCACGUAAACGUGGAGACAAUUCAUCGCAAUCAGGGUGAUGACGGUAACGUGCAUUACGAGGAUCAAGGGAAUCCUUUCAAAUCUUCCACACAGGAAUACCAACCUUCCCGCAAGAUAAACGCUUCGGAUUUUUUGAUUCUCGACUACAGACUUAAAAGUAGAAAAGAAGUUACAACUUACUUCGCGCGAGCUGUUCCGCAACAAGAUGUCAUCGAAAAUUCGAAACUGAUUAGAGAAAAGCUCAAUGGGCAAGGAGAAAAUGAAGGGUUAGACUUAAAUGUUUUAUUGCUUGGAAUUGAUUCUGUUUCUGCUGCAAACUUCCGCCGAAAGAUGCCGAAAACGAUAAACUAUCUUAAGACGGCGCUGAAGACGUACUUCAUGUCCGGUCAAACUGUAGUUGGUGAUGCUACAACACCCGCACUUACCGCCAUUUUGACAGGCCUGUACGAGACAGAACCGCCCGAGGGCCGACAAGGGUAUCGCAAUGCCGCCCCCAUUGAUAACUGGCCCUGGAUUAUGAAACUGUACAAGGAGCGCGGAUACGUUACAUUGAUGUCUGAAGAUGACCCUACCAUGGGUGCAUUCAAUCUAAGGCUCAUGGGCUUUAGGGACCCUCCUGCUCAUCACUAUAUGAGGCCGUUUUGGCUGGCACUGGAAGAAAAGGGCGAGCGAGACGAACCAGGAUUAUGCUCGCGUUCGACAUUUAUGGUUAAUUAUACCCUAGACUAUAUCCUCAGCUACUUUGCAGCGUAUCCAGACACCCCAAAAUUUACCUACGCUUUCAUGUCGUACCUGACUCACGCGCAUCCCAAUCAUCUAAGUUAUGCUGACAACGACAUCUUGCGACUGCUCCACACUUUUGUCGAACGCAAUUACCACAACAACACUAUGAUUAUACUAUUUGGAGAUCACGGCUCGCGAAAUGACGACGUCCGAAAUACUAUGCAGGGAAAACUGGAGGAAAGGUUACCUUGGCUCUCUAUCUCGGUUCCUGAUUGGCUUAUAAGGAAAUUCCCGCAUAUAGGGUUGGCCUUGGAACAUAAUCAACACAUAAUAACAUCACCGUUUGACAUGCAUGCCACGUUACGUCACAUCUUAACAUACCCUAAAGAGCCUCAUGGAGAGAAGACACAGAGCUUGUUCACGCAAUUACCACAUACAAGGACUUGCAGUGAUGCAGGAGUCGACGAUCACUGGUGCCCAUGCCUGGAGUUUACUGAGGUAAACGCAAGCAGUAAGGAUGUGAUUGGUGGAGCAGAAAUGGCUGUCAAAUACAUUAAUGACGUCAUCCUAAGUAGAACAGAGCUACUAAGAGGGUCUUGCGCUAAGGUCCAGCUCAAAAAGAUUUUAAAAGCUGUUAGCUACAGACCAAAUGACAAACUGCGGAGAUUUAGUAGCACCAAUCAAGAUUCAGAUCGUGCCGUGAAUUUCGGCGAACCAACUCCAGACAGUAGUCACUACAGAAUCAAUUUUAUGACAACCCCUGGUGACGCAUUAUUUGAAGCAACAGUGGCCGUGAGAGAUGAUCACAAAGUCAAAGUGAACCCGUUUAUAAGUCGGACAAAUGUUUAUGGAAAUCAGCCCAGCUGUAUUUCACGUAAAGAACCUUACGCUAGAAAAUUCUGCUACUGCAAGGAAAUGAAAGCUCCAGUUUAAUUUAUUUAAUAAUUUGAUUUACACUAUAUUAGUAAUGUUGCGCAAAAAGUUGAGUGAGGUGCGACGUAAGUUUGGCGACCACGUUUUAAUUUAAAGUCGUUUUGUUGUCACGGGCAAGUGGCUCCGUUUCCAGUGGCACCAUAUCAUUUGACCUCUUUAGGGGAGGGUUGCCCGUGGCAACACCGUUUUUCACUGUUUAAACACGAUACAAAAGUUUUUUCCGCGCCUAACUUAACCGAACACCGUGGUAUAUCUAAUGAAUCGACGGCUUUGUCCAGCCCCAUUCGGACGUACCUCAAAUAGUUACGAUCGAUUUUUGUAACAAACCAUCAAACUCGCAUCUUAGCGACUAGCAUCGAAUUACGCGAAGUUUUGAAAGAGAAAACGCGCACGCCUCUCUGAAGCAUUCGCUCAGUUAUCAGAGCCUCGAAUUCACAACUACACGGACGUACGUAAGUACCUCGGUGUGGAGGUGGUAACAUUAUCCAAUUGGAUUGAUUUAGAUGUUAUGCCAGCGAAUUGAGAACAACUGAACUUAUCAAGUGAAGAUUCAAAUUCUCCUUUGCAUAGCAUUUAGAGAACACUGAUGCCGGCAAGGAGAGUCAAUGGAUGCUGUGCAAAAUAGAAAUGUUAAAUUAUUAGACUAAAAAAAGAAUAGCUAGUGAUGCAUAGAAACUAUUUAAUUAUGGGACAUUAAUUUAUUUUGAAAUCAAUAUAAACGAAAUUUUUGGUAACCAAAGAAUUUUCAUAGAUUUUCUUUCUUUAUUGGAGGUUAGUUGAAUUAUUUGGCAUAUGACCAGGUGCCAAUUGGGUGAAAAAUAGGAGGUUAGAGUUAGCAAAACGAAAUAUUGAAAAUAUAUAUAUUUAUUUUAUUUCUCAUAUUAUAAAAAAUACUACAAGAAUCAUAUACCAGAUGGCUAUUGAAAAAGAGUAGGUUUAUUCAAAUUGAUAAGUACCUUCUUGAUAAUUAUAUAUGGAAAAAAUUAACUUUUCUUUACAUGUGCAUCGUACUCUGUGUCAGCAGGGGUUGUAAUC